UGGUCCGUCAGAUCGUUUUCCUGUGUUGCACGAAUCUUGGCACAUCUCUUUCUCAUUUUCUCUUUUCCUGGUUGAGUCAACGUUCAGCCCUCUCUUUUAUUUUUCGAAUUUCCUCAUUUCCUCCUUUUCUGGCCGGUUGUCUCUUUUCUCCUCUGCCUCGGUUGUGUUGGAAGGGGAGCGAUAUGGCGGAGGUGUUGCCGGGGGAUCCGCCACCACUGCGCCCGGCGGCGAGCACGCAGCGGACGCGCGCGGCGAUGGAGACGCAGCGGACGCGCGCGGCGACGGAGACGCAGCGGACGCGCGCGGCGACGGAGACGCAGCGGACGCGCGCGGCGACGGAGUCCGUGCUGCCCUCUUCGGAUGGGGAGCGCCCGGUGAAGGAGGCCAUGGGGAUUCCUGCUGACAGAGAAGUUCCCCGGUGCGCGGCCGGGGGAGCUGUUUUUCGUGUGCGUCGAGGACAUGGCCAUCGUUCGGGUGAUAUAAGCACGAGGAGGUUUGGUGAUAAUUUGCUAGCAGGUUAUACGAGAGAUUGGUGUUCUUCAUCGCAUGAUGCAGAUUUUAUGUUGUCUAGCAUGGAUAGCCUGUCACCAAGUGACAAAGAGAAUGUCUACCCAACUCGGAACAGCGGUCUGGAUGAAGCUUUGUUUCAGUUUAUCCGUAAAGAGGCUAUCAAAUCUGUCAAGAGGGAUUUUACGGAUUUUUGCAAUGGUUCUAAUAUUUGGUCUCAGAGUAAAAGGGCAAAUCGUCAUGAAAUUGGCAGAGAGUCAUUUAUCUCUUACUCAAUCAAGUACUACUGGGAGGUUUUGAAAUGUUUGAGCAAUGAGCGGAAGGAAGUCAUUAGGAAGUUUGGCUUUGGUUGUCUUCUAUUGUAUGAGAAAUCUGAAAUACCUUCUUCAUUUGUCCGGUGGCUUGCCAGCUGUGUGGAUCCUGUAUCGUCGCAGAUAAUUGUUGAUGGUUCGAAGAUUAUACCAAUAGCAAAGUCCUUUGUACACUUUGUUAUUGGACUGCCCAAUUCUGGUGUUGUUCCCUUGCCCAACAGUGAUGGUGGUGCUAAACUCCUUAUGUCUCUGUUUCAUUUGUCUGAGUUACCGCACAUUACAUAUUUUGGCAACAAGUUGAAGUCUAAAGAAGUUCUUACUGACAAAGAGAUUUUCGUGUCCUUCAUGGUUAUAGCAUUCAAAUGCUUUUUGUUCCCAACGAGUGAUGAUUUUCCAAACACAGAUUAUCUGCAUAUUCUUGAUGAUCCUGAUGCUUCUAAAGGCUUUGACCUGUGUGAACUUGUCUAUGAUCAUCUGAUUGCUGGAGUUCAUAAAUUACUGAAGGUUUGCAAAUUGAGUGGAAGGAAACCUAGGGAGUUCGAGUUCUGCUACUACUUCCUUGCCGUGUAUUACCUUGAUUCACUCGAUUUUUGUGGUAGGAAGCUAGAUGAUACUAUUCCUAGGAUAUCUGUUUGGAAAGGAAAUCUUAUUAAGUUCUUCUCUGGAUUGGACUUGAAGGAGAAUAACAUUUUUGGGAAGAGGCAUUUCAAGAAAAUCCUUGCACCUUGUUAUAGAGACUUUGGCAAGGACCUUGAUGCAAAGAUUAUCGACGGAAUUAUUGCUUCAGUAUGCUCUGUGGAGACUGGUAACCAUGGGAAUGUUAACAAGUCUGAAAUUUUCGUAACAAAUGUGUUGCAGUUUAUGUUGGAUAUGAAAUUAUCUGAAUUGAAGAUUCCUACAACAUCCAAUAUCACAGUUCCAGUUUUUGGGGCUGGCAAUUGUGAGGUUCCUGCAGGUACUAGCAAUUACAAUAAUGCAUUUGGCAUCCAAGAUAAAUACAUGAAGGUUGAUGAGUAUGACAUUGCCAGAAAUUUGGAAGUAAUAAGCCCUGAAGGUCUUCCUCAUGCUUCCAGCAGUAGCAAAUCAUUCUCUUUGAAAUAUGCUAGUCCAGAAUGUUUGAUUACUACGAUAGAUGGACCUUAUGGUAGUAAAACAGCUCCUGAAAUUCAUCCAUUAAGGAAGGUGAAAGCUAGAUUGCAUCCUGAAGUAACUGUAGGCCAGCAUCUCCCUUCAGUCAAUACAUAUCCUUGUGGAGUAAAAGAUUUCAGGGAAUUCAUUUUGCCUGAUGGUAGUAAUGUUGUUGAAAAUGAUGUUAGAUCUGUUGGGGGUUAUGUUGUGGGUAAUGAUGUGGCAGCUCCUAUUGCACGACUUAAUUUCUUGGAAUCUCCGAACAAUAAGGGUUGCAGCAACUUUGACCUGUCUGAUCGUCCUACUGUGAUAAACAGAAGUACAAACUUCUCCGGUUCUAGGCAUGAUCCAAUCCCUGUUGGUGAUAUAUCUCCCAAAACUCGCCCUGUAAGAUUUUUUCUUCAUUGUUUGAUGGUUUUUUGUUGUUUACAUUUUGAAGUUAUCCCCUGCGAUAUUAUCUUUUGUACUGCUAGAUUCAGCUUAGCCCAGAAGUUGAAAUUAUUGGACAAAGCUCUUUUAGUUUUUGUCAAGCUGAAAUGGCAAAUAAAGUAGAUGAAUUGUACAACAAGAUGUCUAAUAUUGCUUGUAAGAAUGGAGUUGAUAUGCAAGCCGAGCAAUAGGUUGAUCUGACGCAGAAUGGGUUUGAUAAGAGGAAGGCAAAAGAUGAUCUCAUCAGUUUGCAACCUAAGAAGAUAUUAGAUCUUCCUCUUCUUCAGAACAAGCGGUUCCCUGUGUCUCAUUCAGACAUCAGAAAUUUUUGUGCAAUUGUUGAUCUGGCAUAUACAAGGGGUGUACAAAAGUCAUACUCUGUUAUUUUUGAUAAGGUGCACUGCAGCUAUAUAUCGUUAGGUCAAUCACUAAUGGUUGGAGGACAUGUUGAUAAUUUCCUGGUCCCUGUAUUCUGCCGUAAACUAUUUGAGGACAAUCAUCCUAGUAAAUCUGGUAGACACCACUUUUUCUCGUUCAUUGGAGAGAAUAUCUUGGAUUACCAGAAUGAUGUUCAAGUGAAUAUUAUAUCAAAGGCAUUUCUAGGAGCUGCAUCAGCAAGCAGGGGGAAACGUCUUGAGCUAUCAGACAGGCUAUUUUUCCCGAUUUGUCGCAGCCGUCAUUGGUUUACGUUUUCUGUUGAUUUCAAGUAUAAGGUUUUCAUCUUCUUGGACUCUCUUUUUGGGAAAGAUGAUGAUUAUCACACAUCUAUUAAAAAUGUGCUUAUUAACAACUUUGUGAAGCUGUGGAAAAUAAUCUUUAAAACCGAUGAAAACAUGUUCAGAAAUUUUGGAGUGAUGUAUCCAAAUGUUCCUAAACAGGAUAAUCCCGAUGAUUGUGGUGUUUUUACUCUGAAGUUCAUGGAAAUCUACAAGCCACCAUUUGAUAUGCGCAAGUUUUUCAGCAAGGAUGAUAUAGUUCAUAUCAGGAUUCAGAUGGCCAACCAAUUGUUUUUGUCCCCAAGGAAUAGAGCUGACAAAAGCGUUGUUCUUGAAUACAAAGCUUAGAUUUUGUUGGUUACAUUUGUCCUGAGUGGCUAGUAAUCCCAUGUCUUUUAAUACUUGUAUUAGUUUUGUGACGUACAGAUUUUUACCUCACUUUUUCAUAGCAUGAUAUAUGUACUGCCCUCUGUAGUUAUUUUUCUGUAUACACUUUGUAAUGUGCUUCUGAUUUUAUUUUUAUUCUUCUGA
This is a messenger RNA of Lolium perenne, 3622 nucleotides long. RefSeq lists its product as uncharacterized. Lineage: Eukaryota; Viridiplantae; Streptophyta; Magnoliopsida; Poales; Poaceae. The record is from RefSeq and is a predicted model, not a curated record.